AUGUCACGUUCACGGGACGAAGAACUCAUUCGAGAAGGCUUUGACGACACAUACGAGCCUCCCAACUUCGACAGCGACAGUGAUGGCGGCGUGAGGCUCGAUGCGAGCCCGUGGAACAAGAGCGAGCCUUCAGGAUCACGCAGUCAGCGGGAUCACCAGCGCGGAAUGGGUGAAGAGUCUAGUCGUGGUAAAGGGAAUGGCCGCGCUAACUCCCCGUCGCCCCAACCUAGGGCACACAAGUCGGACGACCCGGAGUGGAUUGCGACACUCCAUGAGAGAUACAGCACCAAGGCGAUCAGAGAGCGCUUCGCAGACCCCGAUCUGUGGCCUCCGAAGAGCGCCAAUAACAAAGAACAUCGUGACGCCCAGAUUCUUCGCAAAAAUGCGUCAACGAAGGAGGAUACUAGGCUCGCCGACGAAGCGCGGGUUCACACCACGAUGGGCAACUUGAGAGCGGUCAAUGAACUGCGGAAGCAAGGAAUCGCCGUCAAGCACUUCACCGGCGAUCCUGAAAAUCCUUAUGAAACCACAUAUAGGCACCCGGAUCGUCCUGACCGACUCAAUCGAAAGGAUGUCGAUAGAUGGGCGGAGUAG
This is a messenger RNA of Exophiala mesophila, 594 nucleotides long. RefSeq lists its product as uncharacterized. The record is from RefSeq and is a predicted model, not a curated record. The transcript has a single exon. Lineage: Eukaryota; Fungi; Ascomycota; Eurotiomycetes; Chaetothyriales; Herpotrichiellaceae. The coding region runs from base 1 to 594 and encodes 197 amino acids.